AUGGUCCAGGAGACACCAGCUCGCAAGGAUCCCUGCGUGUCAAUCGAUGAACAGCCGAAACAGCGAGGGUUGAGGUUCAGGUACAAGUGUGAGGGCAGGUCAGCAGGGAGCAUUCCGGGAGAACACAGCACCAGCGAUCGGAAAACUUAUCCUUCUAUCAAGAUCCACAACUUCGAGGGACCUGCAGCAAUUGUAGUUGUAUCGUGUGUGACGAAGGACAAACCCUACUACCCACACCCCCACAACCUGGUCGGUCAGGAUUGCAAGGAUGGCGUCUGCACUGUUAAAGUGAAGAAUCCAAGUUCCGUUAUAACCUUUCCCAAUAUUGGCAUCCAAUGCUGUAAGAGGCACGAUGUUGAGGACAACUUGAAAAUCAGGGAGAAGAUCCGAGUGGACCCCUACUCGACUGGCUACCCCAGUGCAAACAACAACAUCGACUUAAACUCCGUUCGCCUCUGUUUCCAGGUCUUCCUCCCAGACGCCAACAAGAAGUUCACCCACAUCGUACCCCCUAUUGUAUCACAGCCUAUCAUUGAUAAGAAAUCGGUGCACGACCUUGUUAUCUGCCGCCUGAGUCGUCAGUCUGGUUACGCCGUUGGGGGCGAUGAGGUCUUCCUACUCUGCGAAAAGAUAAACAAAGACGACAUCCAGGUACGUUUCUUUGAGGAGACUGAUGACAGAGAGGUGUGGGAGGGGAAUGGAGAUUUCGCUCCUAAUGAUGUUCACAGACAGUACGCCAUUGUAUUCAAAACUCCUCCCUACCGGAACCCGGAUAUUCAGGAACCUGUCACUGUCUUCGUACAGCUGAGGCGGCCCUCAGAUGACGAGGUUGGUGAUCCCAAGCCUUUCCAGUACAUUCCUCAGGAUCCGGAUCCUUACGGUUUAAAUAUGAAGAGGAAGAAGAAAGAAUUGAACAUUAGCGACCCCUGCCAGAACCAGAUACCCAGGAUGGUCAUGGAUGAGAGUAGUCCAGGUGCGUCUGCGUGUCGCAUGAACAUCCGAAACAAGCUGAAGAAGAAGGCAGAGGAAGGAUUGCAGAGGAGAGACAGUACGUCUAUGUUGCUGAUGCUGCUGAUACUAAUGUUGCAGAUAUUAUGUUGCUGA
Messenger RNA from Helobdella robusta, 1104 nucleotides. RefSeq lists its product as hypothetical. The coding region runs from base 1 to 1104 and encodes 367 amino acids. The record is from RefSeq and is a predicted model, not a curated record. Gene Ontology annotation, cellular component: cytoplasm. Lineage: Eukaryota; Metazoa; Annelida; Clitellata; Rhynchobdellida; Glossiphoniidae. The transcript has 9 exons. Gene Ontology annotation, molecular function: DNA-binding transcription factor activity; DNA binding. Gene Ontology annotation, biological process: regulation of DNA-templated transcription; response to cytokine; innate immune response.